CAAUGGAUAAGGUACAUUCAAUCAGAGGUACACAAACACUACAACUUUUCAUAGUUAACACUCACUAGCUAUUCUCACAACACAAAUUCUAAGGAUGAUUCAUCUAAAACCAAUUCACUAUUCUAUGACACCAAAUCAACAUGUAUUUUUUAACAGAACAAGUCAUUUCCAAAGGAAAGACCUCGUUCGCUGCCUCUGCAAACCAAACGAUUCAAAUUCAGACUCAGAAGCAACUCCACCUCCACCUACGCCGCCGCCUCAAGGAGACUCCCGUCAGCAGGAACUGCUUGCAAUGAUAGCACAGCUUCAAACACAGAAAGUCCGUCUUACUGAUUAUUUAGACGAAAGAUCGGCUUAUCUAUCACAGUUUGCUGAAGAUGCCAAUACUGAGAUUGACCAAAUUGGUGAAAAUGCCCUCAAAGAGCUUGAUGAAGCUGGUGAAAGGAUAAUGGGAAAUAUAGAGAGCCGGAUGCAAGCUUUUGAGGAAUCAGUAGAGUUAAACAAACAGGAGAUCAAAGAGAACGAGAAGAAGCUGACAGACUUCGUAGACCAAAUGGAGGAGGAGAAAAAUGAAGGCCUUUUCUUUAAGAACUUAGGACAAAAACAGCCAGUGGAUAAAGCAAAAGCUAAGAAGGAAACAGAGAAGAUGAAGCAACUCAAUAAAGAAAUUGCUGAGUCAAAUACUAGAAAGAAUAUCUACCUUGCACUUAUGGGCCUCGUGGUAGUUGGGAUUACAAAUGCCUUGAUCUCUUCACCGUCUGACCUGGGAAAGAGUGCAGUUCUUGGAGUGAUCUUGUUGGGUUUGCUUUCUCAAGUCAUCUACGAGCAGAAAGUGUUAUCAGAAUCAGAAACUAAGCAAAAGCAGACAUCUGAAGAAGAGAAAAAGUGAAAUCAUCUCUUCCGCGGUUGUACAAAAACAGCAAAAUGUUAAAUAUUAAUGUAGCAUGAGCUAUAACCUCAAAUAAAACGAUAUUAUUGGAGGCUGAUAUAUCAUGCCGAUUUUUCUCUUGCAUCAGCGUAUCCAAGUCCCAUGGCAACUGCAGCCACCAAAGCUGGAUAAAUGUAAGAUGCUUCAUAUUGAUCAACAAAAUAGGACAUGUCAACUUUUACUUUCUAGAGAUAGGGGUGGGCAUCGGUCGGUUCAGUUUUUCAUACUUUUUUCGGUUGCUUUGUUUUUCAAUUUUUGUGAAUGAGAAAACCAAAACUUACGGCA
This is a messenger RNA of Solanum pennellii, 1213 nucleotides long. RefSeq lists its product as uncharacterized. Gene Ontology annotation, cellular component: chloroplast. The transcript is spliced from 2 exons. The record is from RefSeq and is a predicted model, not a curated record. Bases 95 to 889 code for a protein of 264 amino acids. Lineage: Eukaryota; Viridiplantae; Streptophyta; Magnoliopsida; Solanales; Solanaceae.